AUGCUUCGCAAUGGCAUUGUUGAUAUCGGAAGGACGCAGUCCUUGAACCGAGCGCUCGCGAAAGCACCGCGUGUAACGAGACUUGUAGGACGACGAGGCUAUGCCUCAGAGGAUGAAGGCAAGUCCUUCAAGGGCCAAUUGUACGACAGUACUGCUCAAAGGUUACAAAGGGAGAGGGCAGACCAGCUUCGCUUCGCCGAGAUGCGCGCUGCUCAGAAAGGCUCUGGGGGUUCACCUGUAUGGAUGGUGCCGCUCGGUAUCUUGUUCCUCUGCCAUGCUUCGUCCAAGAUACAACAAGCUCAUGUCUCGCANGUCUUGUUGACCGGUGCUAUUGGUGGCUAUAUCGCUGGCCAACAAGCUCCAGCCGACCCUGCCCCGAACUCGACGCUGCCACUCGCGGCCGCCCAUCCUCCCAAACACAAUAUCGCACCCACCAAUCUCGAGGCAGCGUGGACCGACUUCCGCGACAUUGUUGGACAGGAAAAUAUCUCGACAGAGGCCUCGGAUCUUAGCUCACAUGCAGGCUCUGAGUGGAGUUCGUAUCCCGCCCACCCUGGCGACCAGCCCUUCUGCGUGGUGAGGCCUGCUUCUACCGAACAAGUGAGUGAGAUUAUGAAAGUCUGCCACCGUCGCCGUAUCCCAGUCACACCAUACUCCGGAGGAACUAGCCUGGAAGGCCAUUUUGCUUCCACAAGAGGUGGUGUGUGCAUCGACUUUAGUCGCAUGGAUAAGAUCUUGAAGCUGAACAAGGAUGAUCUGGACAUAAUCGUUCAACCCGCUGUCGGCUGGGAGAGCUUGAACGAGGACCUGGCCGACCACAACCUCUUCUUUCCUCCAGACCCGGGCCCGGGCGCCAUGAUUGGCGGCAUGGUGGGCACUGGCUGCAGUGGCACGAAUGCUUAUCGUUACGGAACCAUGAAGGAUUGGGUUCUGAGCCUUACUGUCGUUCUCGCAGACGGAACCAUUAUCAAGACCAAGCAACGUCCCAGGAAGUCUUCGGCCGGCUACGACCUCACGCGUAUUUUCAUCGGGAGUGAAGGCACUCUUGGGCUGGUCACUGAAGCCACGCUGAAAGUUACCGUCAAGCCGCAAAACACAAGUGUUGCCGUUUGCACAUUUGCUUCGGUUAGNGAGGCAGCCAAUGCUGUAUUCAAGGUUGUAGGCGAGGGCGUGCCCAUCGCGGCCAUUGAACUGCUGGAUGACGUUCAGAUGCGAUGCAUCAACGACGCCGGACAAACCUCGCGCUCGUGGAAGGAAGCCCCUACUCUGUUCUUCAAGUUCAGCGGGACAGCCACCAGUGUCAAGGAGCACAUUGCAAUUGUUCAAAAGCUUGCCAAGUCUUCGGGCAGCAAGACAUUCGAGUUUGCUAAGAAUCAGGACGAGGCACUGGAACUGUGGAGCGCUAGGAAGGAAGCCCUUUGGAGCGUCAUGGCCAAGAAGCAGAAUGAUGGUGACCAUGUCUGGACUACGGACGUAGCAGUGCCCAUCUCUCGCUUGCCUGAUAUUGUCGAAGAAACCAAGGAAGCCAUUUCGAAAAGCGGCCUGACAGGAGCUAUUGUCGGUCACGUCGGUGACGGCAACUUUCAUGCCAUCAUCCUCUACAACGACAAGGAACACAGUCUCGCAGAAGACCUUGUACACCGCAUGGUCAAACGCGCCAUCGAGAUGGAAGGUACAGCUACUGGCGAGCACGGCGUUGGCAUGGUCAAGCGGGAUUACCUCGAGCACGAGGUCGGCCGCAGCACUGUCGAUUUGAUGAGAAAGAUGAAGCUUGCCCUCGACCCUCUAUGUCUGCUCAACUGUGACAAGGUCGUUCGCGUACAACAGCCAAAGCCUGGUGAGGUGCAAGAGUGGUAG
Molecule: messenger RNA, 1857 nt
Organism: Aureobasidium vineae
Lineage: Eukaryota; Fungi; Ascomycota; Dothideomycetes; Dothideales; Saccotheciaceae
Source: the annotation of a GenBank genome assembly